Galendromus occidentalis (western predatory mite) is the source of this 1216-nucleotide messenger RNA. Its product is annotated as ribonuclease H2 subunit A. Gene Ontology annotation, molecular function: RNA binding; RNA-DNA hybrid ribonuclease activity. The record is from RefSeq and is a predicted model, not a curated record. Lineage: Eukaryota; Metazoa; Arthropoda; Arachnida; Mesostigmata; Phytoseiidae. Bases 94 to 981 code for a protein of 295 amino acids. Gene Ontology annotation, cellular component: ribonuclease H2 complex. Gene Ontology annotation, biological process: mismatch repair; DNA replication, removal of RNA primer. The transcript has 5 exons.
GUCAGUCGGAGCUCACCUGGACCCAUUUCCACUUCCAGUGAGGUUCUCUUCGUCCACGAAAUACCAUCCAGGGUAUCCGCGUCAAGUGACGAGAUGGACGCCGUCGAUAAUUGGGUAGACAAUUCGAUCAACCUCGAGAUAUCAUCAACGGAGGAACCGACCCUAUGUUUCGAAGAGGAUUGUGUGCUCGGUAUCGAUGAAGCCGGCAGAGGCCCCGUUCUCGGACCCAUGGUUUAUGGAACGGCCUACUGGCCACUCUCGAAGUCGAAACAUUUCGGAGAGAUGGGACUCGAUGACUCCAAAGUUCUAUCAGAAGCUGAUCGGGAAAAACUCUUUGAGCUCUACAACAAGGAGAAUGCCAUUUCUGGGUGGCACUUGGUGUGCAUCUCCCCAGUGACCAUAAGCAAAUCUAUGCUGGCGAAAGACAACCAAAGAGAGAGCUUAAACGAAUUGUCGCACAACGCUGCCAUUCAUUUGAUCCGAGUUACUCUCAGAAGAGGGGUUCGAGUAACGGAGGUCUACGUAGACACUGUCGGCCCUCCGGAGAAGUAUGAAGCGAAGCUACAAGCUUUGUUCCCUGAGAUCAAGAUUACUGUGAGCAAGAAGGCUGACUCCCUAUUCAAGUGCGUCAGUGCAGCCUCGAUCUGCGCCAAAGUUGCGAGAGACAGGGCUCUCAAAUCGUGGAGCUGGAGGGAAGGGACUACAUACGAGAAAAUCGGCUCCGGAUAUCCAGGCGACCCAGUCACCAAAAAAUUUCUACGCGACUCUUGUGAUCCGAUUUUCGGUUUCCCGUCAGUGACGAGAUUUUCGUGGUCGACGGCCGAAGACCUGCUGGCGAAGGAGCACGUCAAAGUGCAGUGGACGCUCGAAUCCAAUAAGAAGUCCAAAGGCGCCAUGGACCUUUUUGUGAAAAAAGAAGCCACACCCAAGGAAGAUGCUUUUUUCACCAAUCGAUGUAUACAACAGGUCGUCAGCCUGUAGAUUUCGGGACAAGGAUACCUCUUUCGAGCGAAUAACAGAUUGCAUCGAUCAUACCUCAGGAGAUAGGUGCAUUGAUGCGCUCGCUUCUUGAUGCAAAAUUUGUCAUCGAUGUGAUGGGCCUAGGCGAGCUCGAGAAUUCCAAUACCUAACAUGGCUGCCAUAAUUCCGGAACAUGAAGAAGUAUUGUUUCUUGUUUAUUUGUACAUGACCGUGACCGUCGAGAAUAAACAGGUUC